CCUUCCUUAACUCGCUGCCUGCACACGUGGUUCGAGCGCAUCUCGAUGUUCGUGAUUCUGCUGAACUGCUUCACGCUCGGCAUGUACCAGCCGUGCGAGGACACGGCGUGCGCGUCGUUGCGCUGUCGCACGCUCGCCGUACUCGACGACUUCAUCUACGCCUUCUUCGCCGCCGAGAUGGUCGUCAAGUGCGCACACGACUGCCGCGGCAACAUGUUCGGCCUGAUCAGUAACAAUGUUGUUCUUUUGUUUCACAGUUCCGUCGAGUACUGCUUGGAUAUGGAGAAUAUGAAUCUGUCGGCCAUUAGGACUAUUAGAGUGCUUCGACCGUUGCGUGCCAUCAACAGGAUUCCCAGUAAGGUGCAGCUAGCGCCAUAUUUUCAACUGAGUAGAGGGAGCCACUUUGAGUACAUCUGCAGCUUGGAGAAGGAUAACGGCAUGAAGACCUGUGAUCAGAUCCCAUCUCUAUUGGAAGACAACGUGGAAGACAACGUGGUGUGCAGUGCCAGCGCGACACAGUUCAGCAAUAACACAGCGACCAACUCUUCGUGCGUCAAUUGGAACCAGUAUUACAGCAAGUGUCAACCAGGACUGAGCAAUCCGUUCAAAGGGGCCAUAUCUUUUGAUAAUAUAGGCUUAGCCUGGGUAGCAAUAUUUUUAGUCAUCUCUAUCUACCUAUUCAUCUCUAUAUCUAUUUAUCCAUUAUAUAUCUCUCCCUUCCUCUCUACACACAUCCACCUACCUCCUCUGCUUCAGAUCGGCUCGUUCUUCAUGAUCAACCUCUGCCUGGUCGUCAUAGCAACCCAGUUCUCAGAGACGAAGCGACGUGAGACGGAGCGUAUGGCGCAGGAGCGACUGCGCGCUCUCUCAUCCAGUACGAUCGGCACCAGCGAGGGCGGGGGCGAACCAGGAGGCUGCUACGGAGAGCUGAUCAAGUACCUAGCGCACUUGGGCCGACGCGCCAACCGCAAGAUAACGCGCUGGUGCAACAUGCAACGGCUGCGACGGCAGCGGCUCAAAGUGACGCCGCAGUUGCCGCUGUCGCUGCGCCGCAAGCGCGGCGGCGAGGACGAUGACGAUGACGAUGCGAGUCCCGAACUCUCCGACAUUGACCCGCUCGCCUCGCCGCAUCGGCCCAGCGACGCGGCGGCGCCGCCCUGCGGCGACAAUCAGGCGACGGUGGCGGCGCCUGACGGCGACGAGCGGCGGCGGGCGGUGCGCUACGUGGCUGCGUCACUGGCGCGCGCUGCGUCCUUCAACACUGCCAGGAAGGUCGACAUCACGUGUCCGGAGUUACUGGCGAUUGCAGGCACGCGCAAUGCUGCCCUCAUCGCAGCAGCCUCGAUGGCUGGCAUCGACUGCGUCAAGCUCAACCCGUCGCUAUUUUUCAUUUCUUGCAGCUUGGUGGAGCUGGCGCAGAGCGGGGACGGCGGACUUUCGGUGCUACGCACGUUCCGGUUGCUGCGGAUAUUGAAGUUAGUUCGCUUCAUGCCCGCACUGCGGCGCCAGCUGGUGGUCAUGCUGAGAACCGUCGACAACGUCGCGACGUUCUUCAUGUUACUUAUGUUGUUCAUAUUUGUGUUUAGCAUUCUGGGAAUGAACUUGUUUGGGUGUAAAUUCUGCAAUAAGUCGCCGAUAACUGGGGCGAUCAAGUGCGACCGCAAGAACUUUGACUCGCUGCUCUGGGCACUUGUCACUGUUUUCCAGGUAGACAUCCACUAUUGGUCGCGCUACCUGGUGCUGGAUGUGCCAACUAACUGUACUCACUCGCAUUCCCGCUGCUCCCUAGUCUACCAGCUGUCUGGCCCUAGGGAGCGACAGCGAUCGCUCGAGCACAGCCACUGCAAUGGCGGCAGCGGUGUGCAGCACCACCAGCGCCCUCUAAGAAGCGUGCUGAAGCAGAACUCAAUCGGCAACGGGCAGCCGUCGCCAGGUGGCGGGCCGGACAGCGGUGGCGUUGGCGGUGGCGGUGGUGUUGGCGUUGGCGGAGGCGGCGGGAGGUCGCGUCUCACACCGCAGCACUCCAUCUCCGACACGACCGACUACCAGCUCGGCGAGCUGGAUCCCGUUACCAUGGAGACGCAGCAGCGACAGUACGAGGUGGGGAAGCUGGGUGGCGGCGGGAGGAUGCCGGAUGUACUGGCACAGGUGAGCAUCAUGGAGGCUGGCUCACUCAAGGACACGAGCGAGGAAGGCAGCUACGAUACAGAGGACGGGCAGCUGGAAUGCUGGGACUGGAUCCCUGAGCCGACGGGAUGUCUAAAGGAGAGGACCGAGUACUCCUUGUUUUUGUUACCGGAAGACCAUCCCGUACGCAAGGUGGCGCUCUACUUCGUGCACGAGCGCUGGUUUGACUACACCAUCCUCGUCUUCAUCGCCCUCAACUGUAUCACGUUGGCCAUGGAGCGACUUCAGAUACCGCCCGUGUUUCAGGAGAGGAGCGUGCUAACAAAAUCCAACUAUGUAUUUACUGUGAUAUUUACAUUAGAAAUGUCUUUCAAGGUACUAUUGGCAAGCUUGCCGUUGGGGAAGCAUGCGAUAUCUCGGGCGCUGAACGUCAUGGAUGGCUUUCUCGUCGUCAUCUCUCUCGUCGACAUCCUCGUCAGUCUAGUCGGCGACAGCAGUCCACGCAUCUUCGGCAUCCUGCGCGUGUUCCGCCUGCUGCGCACGCUCAGACCGCUCAGGGUGAUUAGCCGCGCUCCGGGACUGAAGCUGGUCGUACAGACUCUACUCUCGUCGCUGCGACCCAUCGGUAACAUCGUUCUCAUCUGCUGCACCUUCUUCAUCAUCUUCGGCAUCCUCGGAGUGCAGCUGUUUAAAGGCAAGUUUUACUACUGCGAUGCCGCUGACGUCACGCAUAUACACAACAAGACGCAGUGCUACGCAGCCGGAUACAGCUGGCUCAACCAAAAGUACAACUUUGACAAUCUGGGACAGGCACUGAUGGCCCUAUUUGUCCUGUCGUCGAAGGACGGCUGGGUUCAGAUCAUGUAUACGGGCAUUGAUGCGGUCGGAGUGGACAUCCAGCCGGUGGAGAACUACGACGAGUGGCGCCUCCUAUACUUCAUCUCCUUCCUGCUGCUCGUCGGCUUCUUCGUUCUCAACAUGUUCGUCGGCGUCGUCGUCGAAAACUUCCACAAGUGUCGCGCGUCGCAGGAGCAGGAGGACCGCGUGCGACGCGAGGCAAAGCUGCUCAAGAAACUCGAGAAGAAACGAAAGAGAAUGAAGGCGCCGCCGUACUACAUCGGUUACCGGCCGCUGCGUCUUUUCCUGCACAACGUCUGCACGAGCAAGUACUUCGACCUCGCCAUCGCCGCCGUCAUCUUCCUCAACGUCAUCACCAUGGCGAUGGAAUUCUACAUGAUGCCCGAU
Messenger RNA from Priapulus caudatus, 3372 nucleotides. RefSeq names its product voltage-dependent T-type calcium channel subunit alpha-1I-like. Gene Ontology annotation, molecular function: low voltage-gated calcium channel activity; voltage-gated sodium channel activity. Lineage: Eukaryota; Metazoa; Priapulida; Priapulimorpha; Priapulimorphida; Priapulidae. Gene Ontology annotation, cellular component: voltage-gated sodium channel complex; neuron projection; plasma membrane. The record is from RefSeq and is a predicted model, not a curated record. The transcript is spliced from 22 exons. Gene Ontology annotation, biological process: sodium ion transmembrane transport; membrane depolarization during action potential; calcium ion import. The annotation marks the transcript as partial.